AUGUCUGUUUAUCACAUAAUUAAAAAAAGACAAAAAAGGCACCAGGAUGAUGCUCGAAGACAGGGUGUGAAUGCUUCAUUACAAGUACAUAAUAAAGUAGGUAGAAAUUUAGCAAGCAAAGAAGAAGCAACUCCAUCAGGACAAAAUGAUUACGAAGUGGGACAGACGGAAGUUCCUUCUGAAGGAGGAAGACAAGCUUCUCCUGCCGUAGGGGAAAAUACAUGGGGAAUGGAAUAUCCUAAUGUAAGACAAGACCUUCAAAAAUCGGCAGAACAGGAAGCGUCCCUAUUCGGAGAGAGGACAAAUUUUGUCAUAGAAGCUGAUUUCACUCCUUAUGCCGAUUUUGUGCAUACCUGUAUGAAUGCAUAUUAUGAUGAUAGCAAAAAAACGAAAAAACAAAGGGAAAUGGAAGAAAAAAAGAAGGAAGAGGCACUUCUGAAGGAAAAGGAAAAAAGUCAGAAGGAACUAAGUAAAGGAAAAAAAAAAGUCUACAGUGGUCCACUCGCCGCCUUAGAGAAAUAUGAGGAUGAACUGGAAGAAGAACGUAAAAGAUCUUUAAGAUAUGAUAAGGAAAAGCGGAGGAAGGAGAGGGACGAGCGAGUAAUAUUAAACUCAAUGGAUAAGGAAAAAGACAUUAUCGCAGACCACAGGGAAAGGGAAUAUAAGGAAGAACUAGAGGAAGAACGCAAGAGAUCUUUAAGACGUGGUAAAGAAGAACUUAUAGAUGAUGAGGAAGGAAUGCACGAAUUGUUACUUGGGGAAUUUAAAAAAUGGGAGAAUUCUGGAACGCAUACCAUCCCUUCUUCUCACUACGAAGUGCUAUGUUUUGAGGAUAGAUUGAACGAUUAUGAAAUAAAUAAAGAAUUAAAGAAAAUGGAAGAAAUGCCUAAAAAAUGCGAAUUAGUUUCUCUUUACUGGCAAUCAUACAUAAAUGAAAAGAGCAAAUAUAUUAAUGCUAAUAAACGUUUGUUCAAAAAAUUUCUAGAAUUAAAAAAAAAACAAAAUUUCGGGACUAUGGGAAAAUAUAACAAUAAAUGGAAAAAAUGUAGUAAAAUAGUUGGUACUAACUUUAAAGAACAACGCGAAUAUGUUAAUGAUAUAUUUUAUACACAUAUGACAAAGGAAAAUUUGAGCAAAGAUGAAUUUAAAGGGAUUUUGGGCCACGUUAGGGAUUCAUGGAAAGAGGUGACCCUUAAGGUGACGCAAGAAUGUGUAGCUCUUUUGGAAGAACCAAUUGUCCCGGAUGUCAAAAUCCUUGAUUAUGACCCAUAUGAUGGAAUCGCAUAUUUUAAAGUUUCACGUAUCACCAGCCCUCAAGUGAACUCCUAA
Molecule: messenger RNA, 1329 nt
Organism: Plasmodium knowlesi strain H
Lineage: Eukaryota; Apicomplexa; Aconoidasida; Haemosporida; Plasmodiidae
Exons: 2
Coding region: 1-1329 (442 amino acids)
Source: RefSeq, a predicted model, not a curated record